UGUACAAACAGGAUGCUGCUCCUCGGACACAUUCAGACAUCAACUGUGUUGCAGCUCUGCAUUCAUUUCUUCAUCGUCUGUGGGACAUUUUAUUGUUUCUUUACUUUUGGAACCAAACUAACCAUUAAAUAUUUACUCCUGUUACCUUGAGAUACAAUUCAACUUGAGGGUGAAAGGGAGGAACAUUGGAACAACCAAAAGGUAUGAACUGCUGUUAGUUACCAAGGAGGAACCCAUCUGACAAACAACCAGAAGACGAGAGACUCCAUACUGUUUACAGCGUUCAUAAGGGUUUUACUGUAUCAAACCAACGUUCUACAGAUAUCCACCGGAACCAAACUAUUCUGACAAUUAUCUCAGUAGAUUUGACUGACGUUGGAAGAGAUGAGAUCUGUGUUUUCCCACCCUGCCGUCCUGUUCCUGUGGAUUCAGAGUUCUAGUGGAUGGAUGCAUCCUAAAUGCCAGAUUUAUGACAGUAGUGAAGACUUGGAACACUUUCCCACCUGGACCUGCAGCCACAUACCUCAUCAUGCAGAACGUUACACUGCUGCCUGUCAAGAUGUCACAGCCAUCGAGGAGGAUCUACUUGGACUUCCCCCUAAUAUCAAUACCCUCUGCAUAUCUAUGACACAUGGUGAAAAUAGAUCCAUGUCUCUGGGCUUUUUCUCUCAGUUUCAGGAUCUGGAGUACCUGUACAUUAAGGGCUGUUUUAGUCAAAUCCUUCCAUCUGGGAACAGUCACCUCCCAAAUCUGCAGUAUUUACAUUUGGAUCGAUUGGGCUCUGGGUGCUGUGAUUGUCAUUUUGGGCCUCAUACAUUCAGAGAUUUCGUCAAGCUGAAUCAUUUGACCAUAUGGGGUUAUCGACUAUCAGCAAUGUCCCCAGAUGUUUUCCAUGGCAUCCCUCAGUUACAAAGUCUCAUCAUUAUUCAACCCUGUGUAGAUGAUUUGUCAGAGAUACUAUGCAGAAUAAUGAAUAUAAAGUCACUUAUAGAGCUAAAAAUAAAAGCACCAGAGAUACGAUCGUUAAACCAAUCAAACUGCUCCAUUUUAAUAACCAAAGAAAGCAUGACACCUGUUUUUACCAAUCUAGCGUUCUCUGACUUCUCAGUUGGUGAAAUAACACAUAUAGAGGAAGGUUCACUGGCUUGGCUCCAGAACCUCACAAUGUUAACAGGGGCUUUCAGCCAGGAAGUCCUACUGGACCUUCCCCUGUCUGGGAUAAAACAAAUCCAGGUCUUCAGUCGCUCUGGGAUCAAUGUCAUUGAUAUUGAAAGUAUCUGUAAUGUAGUGUUUUUGCUUUCAAUCAAGAAAAUAUUUGUAGACAAUUUCAAUACAAGCAGCCUCUCUAUGUCCAGUGUUGAAUUGUGCACUGGGCUAGAAUAUAUGUAUUUAAGUGUACCUUUGUCUUUCCAUCCUACUACCCAUUUGGAAUGGAAUUUUAUUUCCAGUCUCAAAAACCUUAAUCAAUUAAAAAUAGACGGCCUGGAAGAUAACAGACUUGAUAUUUGCUCCUUCCAAAAACAACCAAUAACAUGGUUAACAAAUCUCACUUUAGGGUUGAAAAAUCAAAUGCUUUUUGCUAAACAAUUUAGCUGUCUUGUUAAGCUGCUGUAUCUGGAUAUAAAACAUAAUUUAAUUUCAAACAUUGAAGACUUUGCUUUCCUGGGAUUGACAAAUCUGGAGUCCUUGGACAUUACAAGAAAUAAGAUAACACAGAUAAAUGCAAACACAUUUUAUAGUUUACAUAGUUUGACAUGGUUAGACCUCAGGAACAAUCCACUUAUUCACAACAUUGAGGCGAUGUCUUUCACACACCUCAUGUCUCUUAGACAAGUGUUUCUCGGGCAAGUGCACAAUCCCCUAACAGAACCUGUGAUCAAGCUGAAUCUGACACUUAUAUUUGGUGGAAUUCUGAGUCAGCUGACUCAUCUGUACAUUAGUUCAGCUAUGAGGCCAAUGCAGUUGACUAUUGGCAGUAACAUCACAUCUAAACAGAACCUGAGUCUCCAGCUCAAAGGCCAGACGGUGUCAUUUCAGGACUGUGACAGACCUUUCUUUCAGUCUGUAACCCAUCUUCAUGCUGAUGCUGAAGAAUUCCUUUGUGGAUCUGAAUUCAUGGGAAAGUACUUCAAGUCUGUGGAGACAUUUGACUACAGAUCGAAGCUUUCAGCUAAAAGGGUUGAUUUAUCAUCAAUUAAUCACCUGAUUCACCUGAGGAAACUGACUCUACGAGAGGUGGAUCUUUUAAUACAGCGUUCUGCCGACAUCAUUUUUCACAACUUGACUAAACUGGAGGAUCUGGAAAUUUACCACUGCAGGAUUUAUUCUUUAGAGGGGAGUUUAACUAAAGACUUGAAAUCUUUGAAAACGUUGUAUUUGCUUAUAGAGAACAUUUAUAAUGUAUUCUACAGCUUUACUGAACCUCUCUCUAGGCUUAAGCAUUUGACAUUUGAUAAUUUACAGAUGUUUUGCAGUUGUGACAAUGCUUGGCUCAUUACAUGGGCAAAGGGGUGCAGGCAGGUUGAAGUGAUCAUGCUUACUCCGUAUACUAGUCCCGGUAUGUAUGCUUUGGAGGACUUGAUAUGCUUGUCGGACAAUGGAAUAGACACACCUAAUUUUGUCAAGUACACAGAAGCCAACUGCACAACAGAGGCUGGCUUUGUGCUCUUUGUUGCGACUGGCCUGGGAGUCCUGUUCUUCAUGCUGGUGGUGUUGGUCCAUAACCUGGCCGGCCCCUACCUCCUCCCCCUCUACCACAUCACCCUUGGCUGGCUGUUAGAAGCCAUGCGAUCCAACACCAGGGGGCGCUACCACUACGAUGCGUUUGUCUCCUAUAGCGGGAAGGACGAGCGCUGGGUGGUGGAGGAGCUGCUACCUAAUCUGGAGCAGAGGGGUCCUCCUUUCCUGCGCCUCUGUCUGCACAGCAGGGACUUCCAGCUGGGGAAGGACAUUGUGGAGAACAUCACAGAAAGCCUCUACCGGAGCCGCCACACCCUCUGCCUAGUCAGCCGCCACUACCUGCGCAGUAACUGGUGCUCUCUGGAGAUGAAGCUGGCCACCUACAGGCUGCAGGUGGAGCAAAGGGACAUCCUCCUCCUGGUCUUCCUGGAGAAGAUCCCCCCUCGCCGGCUGUCUGCCCACCACAGGCUGGCUCGCCUGCUGAAAACCAGGACUUAUCUGGACUGGCCCCAGGACCCCCAUCAGCACCAGGCAUUCUGGGACAGACUGUGGGCUAAACUGAAACCUCAGACUGAGCAUGACAUCAGAGGUUGAUGUAGAACCUUGUGGACUGAAAUGUGACAUCAGAGGUUGAUGUAGAACCUUGUGGACUGAAAAGUGACAUCAGAGGUUGAUGUAGAACCUUGUGGACUGAAAAGUGAGAUCAGAGGUUGAUGUAGAACCUUGUGGACUGAAAUGUGACAUCAGAGGUUGAUGUAGAACCUUGUGGACUGAAGCAUGAGAUCAGAGGUUGAUGUAGAACCUUGUGGACUGAAGCAUGAGAUCAGAGGUUGAUGUAGAACCUUGUGGACUGAAAUGUGACAUCAGAUGUUGAUGUAGAACCUUGUGGACUGAAAAGUGACAUCAGAGGUUGAUGUAGAACCUUGUGGACUGAAGCAUGAGAUCAGAGGUUGAUGUAGAACCUUGUGGACUGAAAUGUGACAUCAGAUGUUGAUGUAGAACCUUGUGGACUGAAGCAUGAGAUCAGAGGUUGAUGUAGAACCUUGUGGACUGAAAUGUGACAUCAGAUGUUGAUGUAGAACCUUGUGGACUGAAGCAUGAGAUCAGAGGUUGAUGUAGAACCUUGUGGACUGAAGCAUGAGAUCAGAGGUUGAUGUAGAACCUUGUGGACUGAAAUGUGACAUCAGAUGUUGAUGUAGAACCUUGUGGACUGAAGCAUGAGAUCAGAGGUUGAUGUAGAACCUUGUGGACUGAAGCAUGAGAUCAGAGGUUGAUGUAGAACCUUGUGGACUGAAGCAUGAGAUCAGAGGUUGAUGUAGAACAUUGUGGACUGAAAAGUGACAUCAGAGGUUGAUGUAGAACCUUGUGGACUGAAGCAUGAGAUCAGAGGUUGAUGUAGAACCUUGUGGACUGAAAAGUGACAUCAGAGGUUGAUGUAGAACCUUGUGGACUGAAAAGUGACAUCAGAGGUUGAUGUAGAACCUUGUGGACUGAAAAGUGACAUCAGAGGUUGAUGUAGAACCUUGUGGACUGAAGCAUGAGAUCAGAGGUUGAUGUAGAACCUUGUGGACUGAAAAGUGACAUCAGAGGUUGAUGUAGAACCUUGUGGACUGAAGCAUGAGAUCAGAGGUUGAUGUAGAACCUUGUGGACUGAAAAGUGACAUCAGAGGUUGAUGUAGAACCUUGUGGACUGAAGCAUGAGAUCAGAGGUUGAUGUAGAACCUUGUGGACUGAAAUGUGACAUCAGAGGUUGAUGUAGAACCUUGUGGACUGAAGCAUGAGAUCAGAAUAGUUGAUGUAGAACCUUGUGGACUGAAAAGUGACAUCAGAGGUUGAUGUAGAACCUUGUGGACUGAAGCAUGAGAUCAGAGGUUGAUGUAGAACCUUGUGGACUGAAAUGUGACAUCAGAUGUUGAUGUAGAACCUUGUGGACUGAAAUGUGACAUCAGAGGUUGAUGUAGAACCUUGUGGACUGAAAUGUGACAUCAGAGGUUGAUGUAGAACCUUGGGUAUAGAAAUUUGAUUUCAGAGGUUGAUGUAGGACCUUGUGGACUGAAAUGUGACAUCAUAAGUUGAUGUUUAACCUUGUGGACUGAAGCAUGAGAUCAGAGGUUGAUGUAGAACCUUGUGGACUUAAAUGUGACAUCAUAAGUUGAUGUAGAACCUUGUGGACUGAAAUGUGACAUCAGAGGUUGAUGUAGAACCUUGUGGACUGAAAUGUGACAUCAGAGGUUGAUGUAGAACCUUGUGGACUGAAGCAUGAGAUCAGAGGUUGAUGUAGAACCUUGUGUUAUUGCAGAUGCAAUGUUGACAUAUGACAGCUGUUGAAUUUGUUGUUAAAAGUCCUCCGUACAAAAUGUCUACCGCUGUUUGAAAUUUGUUUUGUCAAUUCCCUUUAAAUGCUCUGUCUGGAGUGUACUUGUUGUGAUUCAUCUGAAAUUACUUUUAAUAGCCUUAUUUAAAUUGCUCAUAAAAAAGCCUAAACAUUUUUUAAAUUCCCAAAAUGUUAUCAGAUCCUAUUUGUAUUUUUAAACACCUAAUUGCUAACACAUAUCUUUGUUUGUAUAUUUGUUGCUAAGAGGAACUGAAAAGGGUGUGACUACUGUGUACUGCAGUGAAUGACAAAACAUACAUGUCUUAUGACCAUGAAGCAGUUAUUAAUGACAAAACAUGAAUGACCAAUGACCAAGAAGCAGUUAUUAAUGACUAUACAUUAAUGACCAAUGACCAUGAAGCAGUUAUUAAUGACUAUACAUGAAUGACCAAUGACCAUGAAGCAGUUAUUAAUGACUAUACAUUAAUGACCAAUGACCAUGAAGCAGUUAUUAAUGACUAUACAUUAAUGACCAAUGACCAUGAAGCAGUUAUUAAUGACAAUACAUUAAUGACCACGAUGCAGAUAUUUUAUUUGAACAUCGAUCGAAGAGAUUUGUACAGAAAUGUUGUUGCUAGUUGUUUAAUUAAAUGUUGUUGCAAAUGUUUUAACUAAAUGUGUUUGCUAUUUGUUUACCAAAAUGUAAUUGCUAGUUGUUUAGCUAAAUCUAGUUGCUAGUUGUUUACCAAAAUGUAAUUGCUAGUUGUUUAGCUAAAUCUAGUUGCUAGUUGUUUACCAAAAUGUAAUUGCUAGUUGUUUAGCUAAAUCUAGUUGCUAGUUGUUUACCAAAAUGUAAUUGCUAGUUGUUUAGCUAAAUCUAGUUGCUAGUUGUUUAAUUAAAUGUUGUUGCAAAUGUUUUAACUAAAUGUGUUUGCUAUUUGUUUACCAAAAUGUAAUUGCUAGUUGUUCAGCUAAAUCUAGUUGCUAGUUGUUUACCAAAAUGUAAUUGCUAGUUGUUUAGCUAAAUCUAGUUGCUAGUUGUUUACCAAAAUGUAAUUGCUAGUUGUUUAGCUAAAUCUAGUUGCUAGUUGUUUAACUCAAUGUGUUGUUAGUUGUUUAACUAAAAUGCAGUAGCUAGAUGUUUAACUAAAUGUAAUGGGUGAGUUUUUUAACUAAAUCUAAUUGCGAGUUGUUUAGCUAAAUCAUGUUGCUAUUUGUUCAACUAAUUGUAGUUGCUAGUUGUUAACUAAAUGUAGUUUUUAGUUGUUUAACAUUUUGUAGCUGCUAGUUGUAUAACUAAAUCUAGUUGCUAGUUUUUUAACUCAAUGUGUUGCUAGUUGUUUAAUUAAAUGUAGUUGCUAUUUCUUUAACCAAUUGUAGUUUCUAUUUGUUUACCUAAAUGUAGUUGCUAAGUGUUAAACUAAAUGUGUUGCUUGUUGUUUAACUUAAUGUGUUGCUAGUUUUUUAACUGAAUGGGUUGCUAGUUGUUUAUCUAAAUGUGUUGCUAGUUGUUUAACUAACGGUGUUGCUUGAGUGUAGCCUGUAUAUGGUUCAUAGCACCUACAUUUGAUACAAGUCUUAACUCAUGGGAGUGGGGAGGGGGACCCCUUUCUGGACAAUGAGUCAUUUCUGCGCAAUAUUGGAGGUAACAUAGUUUUAUUUAAUUAUUUCAUUACUGUUCAUGCUUUUGAUUUAGGCAUUCAUCCGAAACAUUGGAAACUGUCUUCUGUUUCUGCUUUUAAAUAAAUAGCAUCCCUGCACUA
Molecule: messenger RNA, 6756 nt
Organism: Oncorhynchus gorbuscha (pink salmon)
Lineage: Eukaryota; Metazoa; Chordata; Actinopteri; Salmoniformes; Salmonidae
Product: toll-like receptor 13
Exons: 2
Coding region: 385-3273 (962 amino acids)
Biological process (GO): inflammatory response; immune response; toll-like receptor signaling pathway
Cellular component (GO): membrane
Molecular function (GO): transmembrane signaling receptor activity; protein binding
Source: RefSeq, a predicted model, not a curated record